Stylophora pistillata is the source of this 2733-nucleotide messenger RNA. RefSeq lists its product as uncharacterized. Lineage: Eukaryota; Metazoa; Cnidaria; Anthozoa; Scleractinia; Pocilloporidae. Gene Ontology annotation, molecular function: protein binding. The record is from RefSeq and is a predicted model, not a curated record.
AUGACGUCAAAAAAAAGUAAUUCAACUGUAUUUAACUUAGAAAAGACACUCAAACCUAUUGUGAUUCGGUUGCGAAGACGGGAAAAAUUGGAGGAAUGUCUACUACAGAAAAACAUCAAGGACCAUUUUACUAGUGGUUUAACACUGAAUACAAAAAAAGAAGGUAAGAUUUCUUCUUCAGAUGCUUUUUCUCCGCGAUCAAAGAAGGUUUCCGCGGCCGAAGAUACGCUUCGAAACGGAGACGUGGAUGGAGAAGGCGACACUAAAUCGUUCGAAUUUGAUGAGUGCUCAGGAGAUUUUGGAGUCGUGCUCGAAAACAAAGAUCCUAGCAGCCCAAGCUGUGCAAGAAGUGCCUUGGGAAAUAUUCGAAUCGCCGAUUUAUUGCCGGAAAAAAAAGCAAAACGGGAUGGAUUGUUGGAAGUUGGAGAUAGAGUAAUGGAAAUAAAUGGCCGCGAUUUAUCCAAAGCAAGCCUGGAGCGAGCAAGAUGGUACUUAGGGAGUGCCUUGAGGAGUGGAAAAUUAAAAAUAAAAGUUCUCCGUGGUCCUGGUGGGAGCAACAUCACACCUGUGAAGAAUGGUGUUAUUCCAAGACAUGAAAACACUUCUGAGAAAAAAAAAUCUGUAAUGAAGAAGAUACAUAUUUUAAAGGAUAGCCGUGGACUUGGAGUACAAAUAUCAAUGAAACUCAACCAUGAAACAGGAGAGAAGGGUGUGUUUGUGUCUGAUGUGAGCCCUGGUGGGGCUGCUGCAAGGGAUGGUCGCCUUAAGGAGGGUGAUGAGCUGUUAUGGAUCAAUGGCCACAGCUUGAUAGGCGUCACACAACAGGAGGCAGUUGACUUACUUAGAGCAUCACCAAGGCUUAUACAACUGGUCAUUUCAACACAGGUAAGCCAGUCUGUGUUGGAAAAGGUGACAGCAUCAAGGUUUAAAAAAAGGUCUUUGGAAAAAAAAGCAGGAAGAACUGGAACACAGAUUUCAAAAACCCUUCCUCGAGCGCAGUCUGCAGAGAGUUUGAUGAAGAAAGGUAGAAAAAUGUCCUCUGAUCAUAUUGAAAAGGAGAACAAAGCAGCUGAUAAAAAUUUUGGAAAAGGGACCACAAAGUCAUUUGAGAAUCUUUUACAACAAUCAAUGGAAAAUGAUCUUUUGCAAAGAGCUGAAGAAUUGAAUUCAGGAAAGAAUAUUAAUCAAAUUGAUGCAACAGACUCGCAAGAUAAGUCACAUCAUGAAGGAAAUUAUGUCAAAAAAAAUGGAAAUGAACAAAAGUUGACUAAUGGCAGAAGCUGCUCCUCCUCAUCUGAUGGUUCCAAUGAACUAGGAAAGUCAAACACAAAAGAUGUCUUACUUUCAAAAGGAGAAGAAAGUUUAGAAAGUGAACCUGUUACUUUGGAGGAUAAACCACUUUCCAAAGGGUCUUCCAAAAAAUCUUCACCAGGAAAGCUACCAUCCCCAUCCCCACCAAUUAUAGAUGCUUCAAAGAAGAGAAACUCACCAAACCUUUUCUUGAAUAAUUCACCCCCUAAAGAGAAACCUACAAAAAGUGAAAUGAGUCUAGAACCUGGUCAAAUCUCACCUUCCCUGCCAAGACCUCAGUCUCCAGGAGGUAUGGGAAUCGCUUUUUCUGCACGAUAUCUGGGGGAUCCCCCCGCCAACAUAAUGACUAAAGCUUUGCCAACACCCCAAAAUCUUGUGGGGAGUAAUGAACGGGACUCGCAAAAAAAAAAGAGAAAGGGAAGCAACGACAGCACACAAAGAAGAAUCAGUAAAGCAAUGGAAGAGGAAAUUGUUACCAUUGUUCUGGUAAAGGGAAUGAGUGGAAAAGGUCUCGGGUUUACUAUUGUUGGAGGAAAAGGCUCACCUCAGGGCGACAUGCCUGUAUACAUAGGGAAUAAAAAAAAUGGUGGAGCAGCAGAAGCAGAUGGAAGAAUGAGAAAAGGUGAUGAGGUAUUAUCAGUGAAUGGAACAUCUUUUGAAGGUUUCACUCAUCAGAAAGCCUUGGACACCUUUAAGAAUCUUCGCAGAGGAAUUGUAACUUUGAAAGUGCACAGAAACAGUCCUGGAGCUCCAAGUUUAUCAACAUUUACAACACCCAGAAAUUCACCAGGAAGUUUGCGUCGGAACAGCAGAGGUGUGACAGCGGACUCAACCAGCUCCAGCAAUUCGUCUUCUCCAAUAAUGUUUCGAAAGCUGCGUCCGAAAAAAAAAAAGAAAGAGAAAAUCAAUGAAAUAGUUCUUUAUAAAGAACCUGGGAGCAGCUUAGGAAUUGGUCUAGGAGAGCAACAUCCAUCAAAUCAGCUACCUGGAAUCUUUGUUCAGUGUGUUAUUCAAGGAACACCAGCAGACAAUGAUGGGAGAUUAAGAAAAGGUGAUCAACUCCUUGAAAUUAAUGACAAGAAACUGGAAGGACUGUCAGUUGAAAACAUCUACAACAUUCUAGAUAAAACUCCUCCAGGAAAAGUAUAUAUUAAAGUUGAAAAAAACAAUGCAUCUGACAAGUUACCCCUACAACUUAAUGAUGAACUCACUAAGCUUCAAAGUGAGCGUCAAUUACUGGAUAAAAAGAUGUCAGGGAAAUCAAAGAAUUCGGGAACUGCAUCAACACUCUCUGGUGCAUCAGAAAGCUCUGAGUCUUGUGACAAUUUGACAAGUCUUUCUUCUUCUUGUGAUCUCCUCAUUCCACUCUCCAAAAAAAAAAAAAAGAAAAAGAAGGUAAAUAUGAUGAUCAGUUGUCCCUAA